This is a messenger RNA of Penicillium cataractarum, 420 nucleotides long. RefSeq lists its product as uncharacterized. Bases 1 to 420 code for a protein of 139 amino acids. The transcript has a single exon. The record is from RefSeq and is a predicted model, not a curated record. NCBI's taxonomy places the organism in Eukaryota, Fungi, Ascomycota, Eurotiomycetes, Eurotiales, Aspergillaceae.
AUGCAGUUCACCAAGACUAUCCUCCUCCUCGCCUCGGCCCUCGUGCCCAUGGCCUUCGCCGCUGAGCAGGCUUCUACCACUCCCUGCGUGACCAGCACCAUCACUCUGGUGCCCUCCGGUUACACUCCUUCCACCUCGACCCCAACUCCCACCCCUACGUCGACCUCAACCCCGACCUCCACUCCCACCCCUACCAGCACCCCGGUCUUCUCCAGCUCCUCCUUCGUCCAUGUGUCCAGCUCUACUCCUCUGAUCAAGAGCACUUCCACCGUCGUCGAGGUCAACACCGAGACUGCUGCUCCCUCGGCUGCCUCUACCUCCGCUUUCGCUUCCGCGCACGCCAACGGCGCCUCCAUGCGCCAGGUCUCUGGUGCCAUGGCCGCCGGUGUGGUUGCCGUCGCCGGUCUGCUUAUGGUUUAA